Messenger RNA from Penicillium concentricum, 1617 nucleotides. RefSeq names its product Major facilitator superfamily domain general substrate transporter. The record is from RefSeq and is a predicted model, not a curated record. The transcript is spliced from 2 exons. Lineage: Eukaryota; Fungi; Ascomycota; Eurotiomycetes; Eurotiales; Aspergillaceae. Gene Ontology annotation, biological process: transmembrane transport. Bases 1 to 1617 code for a protein of 538 amino acids. Gene Ontology annotation, molecular function: transmembrane transporter activity.
AUGAAGGCCACCAAAAAUGCUCAGCCGGUAUCGGCUUCCCAUAAUGAGAACGUCACCUCACUUCACACUACCCUAGUCAACGAGGCACGUACGCCAAAAGGUUUAAUCGUCGGAGGAAAAUACCGGGACGAACUUUCAGAAGAGCACACCCAGCACUACGACAGCAGCUUGUUGCAAGAGGUAGACGUCGAUAUUCCCCUUACAGCCACAAAGCCUAAGCAGCACGAUGGCCAAGACUUCAUCGUCCUUGACUUCGUCGAUGGAGAUAAGGAGAACCCAUUCAACUGGAGUUCAGGCCGAAAGGCCUUCAUCAGCACUCUUCUUUGCCUUAUGACACUUUUCAUCGGUCUCGCCACGACAGCAUACAGUUCUGGAAUUUCACGCAUGGCAGCGGACCUAGGAACAUCAGAGGAAAUUGGAAAACUGGGUCUAUUCACCUUCAACUUUACAUGUGCACUUGCUCCCCUGUUCCUCGCUCCAUUCUGUGAGCUGGCCGGUCGACGAGUUAUCUACGUCGGUGCCUACGUCUGCUUCUGUCUUAUGUUCAUCGGCCUCGCGCUAGGCAAGAACAUUGCCACGAUCCUGGUCUGUCGUGCCCUGCUUGGUCUUUUUGGUUGUGUUGGCACAAUUCUCGUUGGUGGCACUUUUGGAGAUAUGUACACACCGGAGCACCGCGCUAUCCCUAUGGCCUGCUUCGCCUUCAUAGCCAUCCUCGGUACAGUUGGUGCACCAAUCUACGCCGGUUUCAUCGACCAGGCCCUCGGCUGGCGCUGGCUUGAGGGGAUCCAGGGUUUGGCAAAUAUCCCCCUUGGUAUCGUCAUUGCAAUUUGCCUACCCGAGACUCGCGGCAGUGUGUGCCUUAGCAAGCGUGCGAAGAAAAUUCGCCAAUCUACCGGCGACGACCGUUUCGUCACCCACAAUGAUAUCGAAGCCCCUGGCCUUAAACACAUGUUGCACAACUCUUCUGUCAAGGCUGUAAAAAUGCUCUUCACCGAGCCCGUCGUCUUUGCCUUUGGUCUCUGGAUUAGUUUUGCCUGGUUCCUCACAUUCCUCUUCUUGUCCGUCAUCCCAAUCACCUUCCAAGAAAAGCGCGGCUGGAACGAAGGAGUCUCGGGUCUUCCCUACAUAUCCCUCUGCCUCGGAACCACCAUCGGCUUCGGUCUCAACUUCCUCCAAAUCCGAAAAUACAAAUCCCUCACCUCCGACCCGAACAUUGAGAUCGCACCCGAAGCUCGGUUGUAUGGUGCCCUGUGCGGAGCUGUCUGGCUGCCGAUUGUACGAGGGUCUCCCUGGAUCGGUCCAGUCAUCGGACUGGCCCUCAUCACUAUCGGUAUCUUCUUCAUCUUCGAGUCGUGCUACAGCUACACGGCUGAUUGCUACGGAGAACACUCUUCCUCUGCGAUUGCCGGUCAGGGUUUCAUGCGAAACACACUCGGUGCUGUCUCGCCACUCUUUGCCUCCCAGUUCUUCCACAACAUGGGUAGUCAGUACGCUGGAUUGUUACUGGCAAUGGUGGCUACUGUGUUGACAUUUAUUCCGUUCAUUUUGUUCAAGUUUGGUCCUGCACUACGCGCACGCUCUAGACUUGCCUCUGCUACUGUCAAUGGCACUAACUAA